This is a messenger RNA of Physcomitrium patens, 2644 nucleotides long. RefSeq lists its product as uncharacterized. The record is from RefSeq and is a predicted model, not a curated record. Gene Ontology annotation, cellular component: microtubule cytoskeleton. Lineage: Eukaryota; Viridiplantae; Streptophyta; Bryopsida; Funariales; Funariaceae. Gene Ontology annotation, biological process: cilium movement. Gene Ontology annotation, molecular function: microtubule binding.
UAACAAAAACGCUUCAAAAGCACAAUCCACAUUCAAUUGCAUGUUCUCCAAGCAAGCCUAUAAUGUUGAGAACAAAAAUAUCUUGCAACAAUUGUGGUUAAUAAUUUUUUAAAACAAAGAAUAAUUUGCUCAAUUCAACCAUGUCAAGAGACAUUUCACGUGUAUAUAUCAGAUUAUAUACAACCCAUGAUCUUACAAUAUACUCACUCUGUGAAUGAAUUCCUGUACAAUAAACCUACAAUUAUAUCAUUCUUGUGCAAAAACAAAAUUCUUGGAACUUUUCUUUUUGUUGCUUUUGAUGUAUUGGCAUUUAGAGUGUCACACUAGUUUCAUUUAAUCUACAGAAAAUGAAAAAGUAAAACAUAACUAUAAUAAUAAUAAUAAUAAUAACGGAUAUCUCAAAUUUAAUUAGAUUGAAAGAGAGAACUUUCAAGACACAUUUGUCUUCAUGUGGAAAAUUGAGCAUUGCACAUCAUGCUUCCCUACAUGAAGCAGUUUGUUAGUGGAAUUUGAAUGACAUGGCAACUACACGGGCUAUUCUUCAAGUACUUGAAAACUACCAAAAAUCACGCAUAAUCUUUGUCCAAACUGUGGCAGAGCUUGCAACAAAGCCUCAGAAUGUGGAGGUGCUGCACAAUGCUGGGGUGAUGACGCUACUUCGGCCACUUUUGUUGGACUGUGUGCCCAACAUCCAACAAACAGCCUCAUUGGCACUCGCUCGACUGGCCAGCUUCAGCCAGGAGCUCGCAGAGGCCAUCGUGCAUGAGAACAUCCUCAUCCAACUUGUCUACUCCCUCAAGGAACAAAAUAGGUACAACAAGAAGGCGGCGGCGGGGGUGGUGCGAGCCAUUGCAAAGCACUCCCCAGCUCUAGCGCAAGCAGUGGUGAAUGCAGGUGCAUUGCAGCCACUGAUCCUAAGUUUAGAGGAGUUUGAUCCUGCCGUGAAGGAGAUGGCAGCUGGGGCCCUCGGCCACAUUGUGCGGCACACGGCACGGCUGGCGCAGGUGGUGGUGGAUGCCGGUGGCGUCAGCUUGUUGCUGCUUGCCAUCCAGGAGCCAGAACUGUCCUUGAGGCGUACAGCUGCAUGUACGCUUGCCGACAUUGCCAAACACACUCCAGAAUUGGCACAAGGAAUUGUGGAUGCGGGCUCAGUUCCGUUUGUGGCUCCUCUCAUAAGCCAUAGUGAUGCAAAACUAAGAAAAGAGGUCUGUGCACUCUUGAGUCAAAUUGCUAAACACACUGUGGAUUUAGCUGAGGUCGUCGUGGCAGCUGACGUGUUCCCGAAGAUCUACCUGCUAUUACGAGACACCGAUCCGAUGGUUCGGAGAAACGCGGCGAUGGUGGUCCGGGAGGUGUGUAAGCACACCCCUGAGCUGGCCCAGCUGGUGGUGGCCACUGGCGGGGUGGCCGCCCUCGUGGACAAUGUCCGGGAGACAUGUGGCAACGAACGAUUGCCUGGAGUGAUGGCGUUGGGAUACAUUGCCGCUUUCUCGGAGACGCUGGCACUUACGGUGAUCGCGUCUGAGGGGUUGCCCCCGCUGUUGAACGCGUUCACUACCGAGGUGGAGGAUCAUAUCAAGAGUGCCAGUGCGUGGUCGUUAGGCCAGAUUGGUCGACACUCUCCGAACCACGCCAAGGCCGUCGCGGAGCUGGAAGUGCUCCCCCCGCUCGUUGGCGGCUUCGUCUCCAAGCACAGCAGCGAGGACCUGCAAUCCAAGUGCAAGAAGGCCGUGAAAGGCAUCUGCGACAGGCUCACGUUCUUCCCUGCGCUCAACAGCCUCCUCCAAGGACCCCCACUGCCGGAGGGGAUCCUGAAGUACGUCCUCAUCCAGAUAGCGAAAGUCAUCCCUCACGACCAGGAGGCGAAAACUCUGUUCGUCACCUCGGGCAGCUUCGGGAAGAUGCAGGAGAUGGCAGUGGAGAGCAGCAGCGAGAUCAAGUCGCUGGUGGACAGUGUGAACAGCGCCUACCCAAUCGAGAUCGUGCACUACUACUCCCCUGGCUAUUCCGAGAUCCUUCUCCAGAAGCUGGCUGGCGGGAAAUUCUAGCCUGGGGCUGAUGGGUCAUCCACGUCACCACCACUCAUGACCCCACCCAUGCAAUGGACGAAUGAACGAAUGCAUAGAUGAAUGAAUGUGUAUAUGACUUCUUAUUUUUAUUUAUUUUUGUUUUUUGCUUUCCAUUACUACUGGGUUUUCCAGCAUUUCCAUGUUUAGUAAUGUUAAGCUAAUACACACUUGUUUUGCUGGUGUAUGAAGAUGGGAAUUUUGUGCUGUGAUCCACGUUUGGAAAAGGCAUUUGUAACAUUCCCACAUAAAAAGAAUUUAUCAACUUCAAGUUUGAAUUGGAACAAUAUGCAAGACCGAUUGUAGAAAAAAUUCUUUGGUGAUUAAUGGAAAAUUUAAUGUUUUAUCUUGGUCAUGCUUUUUAAGACUCCAACACUGAAUAUUCUAUACAAGUUCUACAAAAAAGAUGUAGUUUCUUUAUUUUAUGGAAGUGAAUUCAUCUGGAAUAGAUAGUUUGUUAGGUCUAAUUGAUGUCUUUUCAAAAUCUUAUCGAGUUCUUUUAUUUUAUUUCAAAGUCUCCUACAGAUUAAAGCUUGUGUCUUUUGUCAACAAACUUUAUUAUAAUAGGUUUUCAUGUA